AUGGCUGGCAGGGACUGGAUCCAAGGAUUUCUUAAGAAAAAUCUACGAAUAAGCAUUCGAAAUCCUGAAGCUACUUUAAGAGUUAAUGAAGUUUCAGAUAACCAUUCAACUAACAACAUUUCAGAAGCAACAGCAUCAACUAGCAGUAGGAACGUUAUAGGACCGCAACCUUCUACAAGUGUUGAUAUUACAAAUUAUAAACCAAAUGAUAGUAUAAAUCAAGAUAACAAUAAAUCCGACAGUGAACCUCUAGCUAGCGUACUUUCACAACUAAUACCUCUGCCUAGCAUUGAAAAAGAUUCCGCAAAAUGUAAACAGUGUGAUAAAACCUUUUCACGAAAAGGAGGUGGCACUACUUCGCUUAAACUUCAUCUUAAAUCAAAACACGGUGAUAAGUACGAAGAACUUUUGUUACUAGAAAAAGAUAUCCAACAAAUACCACAUACCACGAAACAGCUGACACCAUUACAAGAGUGUAAAAAACAGCUGUCAAUAACAGAUUCUUUAAAAAAUAAAGGCGCCUGGGAUGAAAUACUGUAUUCGGGCGCGCAUGAUAUACCAAUUCUUAAUGCUGAUGAAUGGCUCGACUUGAAAAAGUGUGUUGCAAUACUAAAGCCGUUCGAAGAAAUUACAAAGGAGUUAAGUAGUGCUACUGCAACAAUAGCAUCAGUGAUUCCAUUAAUAUAUACUCUUAAAAACACACUAGAAACAGAGAAGAGUAAAGAAGAGACUUCUGAGAACUUCAAAUUAAUGAUUACGAAAAUGAUCCAAGACAUCAAUGUCAGAUUUCAGGAUAUUGAAAAUAAUAAAAUAUAUACAAUAGCUACUUAUCUAGAUCCACGGUUUAAACUCAAGUUUUUUACUGAAAUUACGAAGGAACAGGUACAGUCUGAGAUUCUGGGGAUUCUUGGGUGUUCAAAAGCUUCUCGUGAUGAAGGUCCUUCUUCACCUAAGAGAUCACGGAAUGAGAUUCCGACAACAAGCUCAAGCAACUAUUCACACAUUCAAUCUUGUCUAGCUGAAAUAUUAAGCUUAAGUGACGAGGAAGAGCAAAACAUAGAUUGUGGUGAUGAUGUGCACAAUCAAUUUAUUGUUAAAAAGACAUUACUAAAUGAAUACAACAGGGAGAAACGAUUGACACUCAAUGAAGAUCCACUUUUAUGGUGGAAAAUGCAUACCAAGUACCAUUGCUUAAGUGAUUUAGUAAGACAGUACCUUUCUCCACCUCCUGGAAGUGUACCAAGUGAGCAGCUUUUCAGUGCAGCUGGGUUAAUUUAUGACCCCUUAAGAAAUCGACUUUCUGGUGAUAAGGCUGCGAAAUUGCUUUUUGUUAAGUAUAAUUUACCUUUGCUUAGUUUCGACUAUUAA
Parnassius apollo (apollo) is the source of this 1368-nucleotide messenger RNA. NCBI's taxonomy places the organism in Eukaryota, Metazoa, Arthropoda, Insecta, Lepidoptera, Papilionidae. The record is from the annotation of a GenBank genome assembly.